UCAAGAGGAAUGUUAAGAUUUAUUUAAAGCAUUUUACCCUGUUUAUUUGGGCAAUAAGAUCCUUGAAGGGACUUUGAUCAAAUUUCUUCAAAGAUUAACAGAUAUCCUCUAAUAAUACAUCAGUUUCUUCUGAAGCAGGUAUUUGCUAAACUCAUAGCAGGGUGUUGAAUUCUAAAGGAAUUCUACCAUUUCCUGGUCUUUGCUGUAGGUUUCCUUAAGACAUACUGCUGACAUCACAAAGUCUCCUCUCAGAUUCCUCCCCUCCCUCUGGUUUCCUCAUUCAGGAAUUUGGUCAGCUUUGCCCCUCCUUGGCUUUAGGAAAGCUGUGAAGACCUACUUGUUCCUUCUUGCAAAGAAGAAGGGUACACUAUGAUCGAAGGUCUGAGGAACAGGUAAUGGAAGCAACACAGAGCAGUAUGUCACAAGCCCCGCUAGUCAAUAGCAGCAUCAGUGCUAAAAUGAAAAGAAACAAACCUCGUGUGAUGUCCAAAAGUGGCCACAGCAAUAUCAGGAUUGACAAGGUAGAUGGUAUUUACUUGCUUUAUCUUCAAGACCUGUGGACCACAGUUAUUGACAUGAAGUGGAGAUAUAAACUUACAUUAUUUGCUGCUACUUUCAUCAUGACUUGGUUUCUGUUUGGAGUUAUUUACUAUGCCAUUGCAUUUCUUCAUGGAGAUCUGGAAGAGAGAAAAUACUCUCACAAACAUGUCCCCUGUGUCAUGAAUGUAGAUUCUCUAACUGGAGCAUUUCUCUUUUCUUUGGAGUCCCAAACAACCAUUGGUUAUGGCUUCCGGGUUAUCACUGAGGAGUGUCCUCAUGCCAUUUUUCUCUUGGUGGCUCAAUUAGUUCUCACCACAUUGAUUGAGAUUUUCAUUACUGGGACUUUCCUGGCCAAAAUUGCUAGACCUAAAAAAAGAGCUGAGACCAUUAAGUUCAGUCAUUGUGCUGUCAUAACCAAACACAAUGGACAGCUUUGCCUAGUGAUCCGUGUAGCAAAUAUGAGAAAGAGCCUCCUGAUUCAGUGUCAGCUGACUGGAAAGCUUCUUCAGACCUAUGAAACCAAAGAAGGAGAAAGGAUUCUGCUAAACCAAGCUAGUGUCAAAUUCCAUGUAGAUUCAUCAUCAGAAAGCCCUUUCUUGAUUCUACCUCUGACUUUUUAUCACAUAUUGGAUGAGAGCAGCCCUUUAAGUGAUCUUACACCCCAAAAUCUAAAGGAAAAAGAUUUUGAACUCAUUAUCCUCUUGAAUGCCACAGUAGAAUCAACAAGUGCUGUCUGCCAGAGCCGAACGUCAUAUAUUCCAGAGGAGAUCUUCUGGGGUUUUGAGUUUCUGCCUGUGAUUUCUCUUUCACAGAAUGGAAAAUAUGUUGCAGAUUUUAGUCAAUUUGAGCUGAUCAGAAGAAGUGUUGAUUUUACAUUGUACAGUAUGGACCCUGAAAAGCAAAAAUUGGAAGAGCAAUAUAGAAAGAAAGACCAAAAGGAGAGAGAACGCAGAACCAUGUUGUUACAACAAAGCAAUGUUUGACUGCUCAGAUAUAACAAAUUAUAUAAAAAUGAUUAUACUGUAUGUAGUAAUACACUUCUAACUGAAAGUGGAAAGACAACAACGUUUUACCCAAACACUAUGAUUUUAUCAGAAUACUUUGUUAAUUCUUUUUCAGUUUUUGUGUAUCAUAUGCCACAACUGAGGAAAAUGGCAUUGGAAGUAUAGGACCCUGCCUUAAUUUGAACAAGAGUGUUAUUGUGACUGACAGUGGCAUACCAGAGUUUCAGACAGGGAAUUUCACUAGCACUGUCUGGAACUGGAUCCAUGACAACUCUUGGCAUUUUUCUUCAGUGCUGAAAUGGAGUGGGAUUGUUGGCACACCAUGCACUGUGCUGCCAAUGACUUCAUGAUCUGCAUCACUAGUGAUGAACUGAGCUAUUUUUCUCCUGUCCACUAUAACACAGGGUAGAAUGUCAGAAGGUGACUUCGACGCCACCUUCUGCUCCACCUUAAUUCUUCCCUCCCUCCCCCCUUGCCCUUAGAGACAGGUUAUGGUUAGCAUGUCCAUCCCCAGAGCUUUACCCUCUUCCUUAGUGUUUGACAUAUGACAGUUGAGCAAUUGAUUAUCACUGCCUGAAGUUUGAUAUAUUGGACAUAUUUUUCCAAAUAUAAAAAUCUAUAUAGGUGUUUCUUUGAGAUAUGAAUAGAUCUAUAUCAGAAGAAGAGUAAGAGGCAUGCAUGCAAACUGGAAAACUGACUUGAAGAUUUCUCAAGUCAUGAGGAUCUGAAAUAGAUUUGGAGGGGCAUGCAGUGAACAGGCUUAUGAAUCUUCAAAAAUUGGGAACUCUGAUAAGGCAGGGUUCAAACAUACCAGAAGCCUUCACAGAAUGGUCAGCUGAUGUAAUGGUAUGUGGGAAUGACCUUGAGAGGUGAGGGGAAGAGAUGUGCCUAGGGAAUGAUCAGGUAAAAGGGGAAGGACCCUGCAGCUGAAUAACAGGCACAGAAAAACUUAGAAAGGAUCUGCCCUGACUCAUCAGGCUGUAAAAAGAGAUGACUGGAGAUUUAUACUUUCAGACUUGCAAGAUUCUGUUAAUGU
Python bivittatus (Burmese python) is the source of this 2580-nucleotide messenger RNA. It is a transcript of the gene KCNJ15, whose product is annotated as potassium inwardly rectifying channel subfamily J member 15. Gene Ontology annotation, biological process: regulation of monoatomic ion transmembrane transport; potassium ion import across plasma membrane. The record is from RefSeq and is a predicted model, not a curated record. Gene Ontology annotation, molecular function: inward rectifier potassium channel activity. Gene Ontology annotation, cellular component: plasma membrane. NCBI's taxonomy places the organism in Eukaryota, Metazoa, Chordata, Lepidosauria, Squamata, Pythonidae.